Molecule: messenger RNA, 1134 nt
Organism: Paramecium octaurelia
Lineage: Eukaryota; Ciliophora; Oligohymenophorea; Peniculida; Parameciidae
Source: the annotation of a GenBank genome assembly
AUGGAGAGAUUGAGAUGUCCAAUUCACAAUGAGUCAAUUAUAUUCUAGAGACCAAAUUAACCUGAUCCAAAAUCAAACUCAAGAAAUCUUUGUAAAAUCUGCAUAGUUCAAAUGGACAAUAAUUUGAAAUUAAUAGAGGACAGGCAAUAAGAAUUAAGGAGACAAAAAACUGAAAUCUAGGAGGAAAAAGAGCUAGAAUACUAAAACAGCAUGUCAAUUUUAGAAGAGAUAAAAUAAGACCUUUUAUUUUUUGAAUAAUAAUUUAAGAUUUCGUUUAACAAAUACAUAGAUUCUAUUGAUCAAUACGGGGGGUUAUUCAAAACCUAAAUGACCAAGUUUUCGAAUACAAUAAAGAAACUUUCUGUGGCUGACUCUCAAUUAUUUAGUAGUUCAUGUAAAGAACUAUUAAAGGAUACUCCUAACCUUUCAGAAAUAAAAAAGAGUCUCUAGACCAACCUUAGUAAACUAAACUCAUAAUAAUUCUUGAACAAAUUACAAGAAAAAAUAAAUAAAUUAAGUUAGGAUUAAAAUAUCGUACAGCCAAAGUUAGACUAAUCGAAUUUUGAAAAAAAAGAUAUUUACAAUUUAUAAUGUCAAACACAUAGAAGCAGCAUUGUUAUGGCAGACUUAAAUGAGAAGAGUACAGUACAAAAUAGAUUGGUUUGCUUGUCCUGUGUGGAACAACAUUAAAUCAAAUUUAUAAGAAUUGAAAGAGUUCUUGAGUUAAAGUCAAUAUACUAUUAAAAUCUAGUAAAUAACUUUGAUAUGAAAAUUGAAUAGAUUAUUCAAUAAUAAGAAGCCUAAAAUAAAUCACUAGAAGAUUUAGAAAAUACAAUCUCAUAAUUAAUUUAAAAGUACAAAAGAGAGUAGAACGAGGAAUUCAACAACUACUUAUAGUAUAUUAAAUAAAAAAAAAAAAAAACUUAAGAAACAUGGUCAGCUGAAAACUUCGAAGGGAUGACCAUAAUUGUAAACAUACUUAGUUAACCAAAUUNUUAAUUCAAAAGCAUGAAAAUUUUGUAUAUAUUCUAAAGUGUGAUUAGGGAAACACUUUAAGAAUGUAUGGAGAUCCAAUUAAUAUUCAUUCAAGAUUUAAUUAUGGAACAAUCACCAAUGAUGGCAAUUAUUUAGUGA